Messenger RNA from Bipolaris maydis ATCC 48331, 1084 nucleotides. RefSeq lists its product as uncharacterized. NCBI's taxonomy places the organism in Eukaryota, Fungi, Ascomycota, Dothideomycetes, Pleosporales, Pleosporaceae. The record is from RefSeq and is a predicted model, not a curated record.
GUUUUACAGUGCACGGAUCGACGUUGAAUUUUGAAGUCGAAUUUAAAUAUAUCUGUAAAGACGGAGCAGUGGUGAUAAACAACCAGCCUUAUUCGACCCGCCUUGAAAUUCUAUACUUGAAUUCUAAGUCCAAACUCUACUCCAAACUCAAAAACAACAAUGGCAUCUCUACUCCACCUCCCAGCUCCCCUCCCACCAACAUCCCUCACACUGGGCCAACUCAUUACCGAUCCUCUCUCCAACAACUCCCAAUCUCACACACCAUCAAUCGCCCACGACGAAAUCAACUGCGUCAUAACGGCCCAAAAAACAGCACUCAAAACCCUCACAAACCCUACCACAUUGCUCUCUCACCUCGCCAACUCUCCACAAACCCUCUCCUUCCUCCGCAAAACAACCCUUCAAGGCAAACCCAUCUACCUCGUCACCGCCCUGGAAACCAGCCAAAAACCCACCUUCUCCACUACCGCACCCUCCGCCUCUGUACGCCGCGUAGACUCCGCAUCAGAUAUUCAGUCUUCGUCGUCAAAACACGCGGAAGACGAGUCCAUCGUAGCGGUCGGACUGAGGGAGGUGAAAUGUAAGGUCGAGGAUAGAGAAGCGCCGCAUGCGUUGGAGGAUAUUGGGUUUGAGUGGGAGUACUACGAGGAUGGGGAAGAAGACGGACAGAUGGCUGUUGGUUUGGGGGGAGUGCUUAGUAAAGGGGAGGGCCGUGGGGAUGUGAGUGAUAGGGGGAGGAAGCAAGAAAGAAUGGAAGAGGAUAGCGGGGAGGAGGGGAUUGGUGGGUUUUGAGUGAGGUCUUUUAUGAUGACUUUCCUCACUGUUGAUAUUUGAUGGAUAUAUUCAUUCGACGAUUUCUCAUGUUGGUGAUUGAAAUUGGGAGUUGGGAAUAACUGAAUGAACGAAAUGGUUCGUAGCGAGACAAGGGAAGGACAGAAAAGGCUCAGUGGAUAGUAUGGGGUAUAGCAUGGUAAAUGGCGUUAUUGGUACUUUUCUCUUUUAUGCAAUUUGGAUCAAGCCAGCAGAGGGCCAGUAAUUUCUCAUCAAAACGUCCAUCUGGCAAUCUAUUAAGGUGGACAGCUGA